AUGGAGGACUGCCGUCCGAUAGCAACGCCAAUGGAGAAUCGACUAAAACUUGCGAAAAGAGAGGAAUCGAAACGAACCAUGCUUCCAUAUCGUGAAUUAGUAGGCUGUAUUAUGUACGUGUCGCUUACUUCAAGGCCAGAUUUGGCUGCCGCUGUAAAUUACUUCAGCCAAUUUCAGGCCUGUCCGAAUGAUGAACAUUGGGUACAUCUGCGUCGAAUUCUUCGAUAUGUGAAAGCUACGUUGGAGCUAGGGUUGAUGUAUCAAGGAGGAACCGAUAGGCCAUUGUUGGAAGUCUUUACGGAUGUUGAUUGGGCAAGCGAUAUAGUAGAUCGGCGAUCUGUAUCUGGAGCUGUCUUCAAAGUGUUUGGGACAACUGUGAGCUGGAUGGCUAGGAAACACGCAACGGUAUCCUUGUCGUCAACGGAAGCCGAGCUAGUGGCUCUUUGUGCUGAGGCUUGUCAUUUGGGACUCCUGGAUUUGGGACUGUCUAACAAUGGACCGGUUCCAUAUCACGAGGAUAACCAGUCAACAAUUAAAAUAGUUUCGAACUCCAAGGAUCCAGGUCGUUAG
This is a messenger RNA of Sabethes cyaneus, 570 nucleotides long. RefSeq lists its product as uncharacterized. The record is from RefSeq and is a predicted model, not a curated record. The coding region runs from base 1 to 570 and encodes 189 amino acids. The transcript has a single exon. NCBI's taxonomy places the organism in Eukaryota, Metazoa, Arthropoda, Insecta, Diptera, Culicidae.